Molecule: messenger RNA, 2217 nt
Organism: Funneliformis geosporum
Lineage: Eukaryota; Fungi; Glomeromycota; Glomeromycetes; Glomerales; Glomeraceae
Source: the annotation of a GenBank genome assembly
AUGAAUAGAGUAAUGCUUUUGCAACGAAAAGACUUUAUAUUUACUGAAGCUGUUGCCAGGGAAGCAUUUCCUAAUUUUAAUCUCAAAUCGUGGAUAACGAAAAUGUUAUCCCAUAGCCAAGAUAGAGCAAAUGCUUUAGAAGAAUUGAACAUGGCUUGGAAAUUCAUAAAAAAUCAGUUUCCAGAAUUUGCCCGAAGUCAAGUCUUUGUGGCAAUGGAUGAUUAUAAAACAUGCGUUAAUUUGGAUGAUGAACCAAUGCAUAUGAGAAUAUUUCGUGUUUUCCAUAAACAGAUCGUUGACUAUGAAAAUGUAUCACAAAACUUAUCAAAACGUAGGCGUAAGGAAAUUAUGGAUGAACAAAAUGACAAUAUAAUAAAAAAAGGACGAAAAUUAAUAGAAGUAAUCAAUAAAGGGAGACUAGUGUUGGGUGAAAAUUGGAAACGAAAUAAAACAAUCGAAAAAAUAAUUUUAGAAGAGAUUAUUGUAGAGUUUGCAAAUAAUGAAAUACCUUAUAUUGAUCUUGCUACGUGGGCCGUACAAAUGCAUUCUGAUAAUAAAGAAAUUCGUGAAUCGGCACGUGAUUCUCUAGAUCUAGCCUUCGAUUUAAGAUUUUCGGAUCCAAUUGAUAAUUUUAAUGCGAAGUCCGGUUUGGACGAUUAUGAAUCGAUUGUACCAAAAUCAGAAAGAAAUUUACCAAUGUUAACAUUUCGUAAAAUCAUUGAUAGCUACUUUGUUCGAAGGCGUGAUGCAAAUAAAUAUUCAAUUCGAACUUACAUUUCAUGCUUGGAAUUUUUGGAGAAAUCAUUAAUUAAUAAAUCCAUUCAAAUUCCGGAUUUAACUUCCAAUGCAUUAUUUGAUUAUCCGAAAUUCUUGCAAAUCUUUGAAUAUAAUCAUUUUGCUCAAAUACUUGAAAUUUAUAUUAAAACGAUUGAGAUUGAAACCAACCCGGAUUUAGGAAAGAUUUAUUUGAUUAUAACGAACAUUAUAAUUGAUAUGAUAUUCAAAAAGUCGAAAGGGUUAAGAAUUUUUAAGUACGUUCAUGACCAUAUCCCAAGUCAAAAGAUCAUUUAUACCUUGGAUCAUUUAUUAUACUCUUACAACGACAACGCGGAAGGGAAAGGGUGGAUUACCCCUUUUAUCCCAUUAAGUAAACUUACAAGUUUAACAUUUAUUGCAUAUUGCGUUAAUGAAGAAAGCUAUAAUAACAUAUGGCCAAAUUUUUUCAAUACGCUUGCGAAAUUAGCGAGGAAUAUUCAAGAGAUAUUCAUUCAUUUCCCUACAGAUGAUGAAACUUAUUCUUUCAAAGAAGUUUUACCCGCAAUAACAAACCUAAUUAAAUCACAAAUCAGUUUAAAAGGCUUGGAAAUGAAUCGAAUUGACUGUUCAACGAUGGACCAAGAAAUUAUUAACGCACUUACGACAUCUCAAUCGAAUUCCCUGAGAAGUUUUAAAAUUAAUGGAGAAAUCAAAUUUACAUCCUUAAUUCAAUUAUUAGUAAAUUGUAAAAAUUUGAAAUCGAUCAACAUGCAUAAAUUGAUCAAGUUGGAAGAAAAAUCAUCAAAUGAUUACAAAUUAGUUAUACCAUCACUUGAAAGGUUUUGUCAUUGGAAUCCACAUUUACAAUUUCAAUAUCAGACGAAUAAUGCUGAUGAAGAGAUUAUUUUGAUUCUUAAGAUGGCUUCAAUGAGUUUAAAGAAAUUAGCCUGUAGUUUCUUUAAUCAAGAUAUUUUUAGCGCGAUAAAUAAAUAUAGUGUUAAUUUAUCUCAUUUAUGUUUAUUCAUUACAUCCGAUUCACUUGAAAGGAUUGCCAGGGUAUUACCUUUUAUGUAUACUUUAUCUUAUUUAUAUUUAGAAUCUCCAAAAGUUGAUAUUAUCUUAUUUAGAUCCAGCAUGUUACAAUUGUUGGGUACUUCCAUACCCGAAACUUUAAAUCAUUUAUGUUUAAAUUUAUGUAUUUCUUUGAGAUUUUUAAGGGAUUUUUUGACUUGUUGCAAUAUUAAAUUAACUAGUUUGGAAUUAUAUGGUGUUGAAGAUGCGACAUAUAAAUUCGCUACUUAUAUUAGUGAAUAUUAUGAUAGGAAUGAUCAAUUGAGAUUAUUGAAAUUGGACAGGAAUCUCUUUUCUAAAUUUAAUUCCUUUCUUGGUCAUCUUCACCAGAAGAAAGUUGGUUUUGAAGUUGUUGAAAGUUAUCAACCUUCUUGGUUUGAUGAAAAUUAA